Molecule: messenger RNA, 1611 nt
Organism: Durio zibethinus
Lineage: Eukaryota; Viridiplantae; Streptophyta; Magnoliopsida; Malvales; Malvaceae
Biological process (GO): regulation of asymmetric cell division
Source: RefSeq, a predicted model, not a curated record
GUGACAAUCUCUUACCAAAUUCCAGAAUACCUAUUCAAUCAUGUUUUUUCUAACUUUUUUUACUCUCUAAAAUACCUUUUCCUUCCUCUUUUUAGUUAUGCAUUUAUACUGUUAAUUUGUAUUCUUAUCGCUAAUCUAACCUUUUCCUUUUUGUACUGGCAAUCUGUGCACCUCAGUAGCAGUCAUAUAGAAUCCAUGCUUAUGCUUUUGACUCUGAAGUCUAUGCAGGGAUGAGAGCAUAUAAGGUAAAGACCACUAUAGAAGUUAACAGACAAAAGGGAGAUGGAGGAGUCAAGAACCAUGGAGUUAAUGAUUUCAUGGCUUGGAAGAAUCCAAUACAAGGGGCAUCAAGUACUGCAAGUCCUAGUGAAGGAGAAAGAAGUAAGGAAGUAAACAAACUUCAUAAUACUAGCCAGUCCUUUUUGGCAUCUGAUGCACCAGAGCUGGUUGUAUUUCUACAAGAGAGUGAUUAUCAGUCCGUCAAGGAUAUUUUCAUAGACAGGGAAGUUCCUUCACGGAGUGGAUUGAACUAUAAGAAUAUCCAUUCCAUGUUUCAUACAGAUGUGGAUUGUGACAGUGAAGAGGCCAGAAAAACUCUCAGGAUAAUGUCAUCUAUCUCCAAUGAGAUUGAACAGGACUUCCAGAAUUAUGUAAGGAAACAACUUACUCUUGAGAACUUAACGAAGGUCGGUGAAGAAGAUUCUGAUGGAAGAGAUGAUCAUUUACUAGAUAAGUCCACUGGGAAGAUGAUACCUGGGAUGCAGCACGUGAAAGAGUUUCAAAUAGGAGAUUCAAUUUCAUUGAGCCCAAAACCAUCUUCAACUGAAUCAAUUGAUGAAAAUAUCCAUUUAAGCGAGGUCUCUUCUAAUAGUGAAGCCGAGAGUGGAAGCACCAUUCAUCUUUCUGAUUCGUCUUUAACAACCAUGAGUAGCCUUGAGGAAUUUUUAGAAAGUCCAGAGUAUCUUCAGCCUCAUAUAACUGAGAGCUUAUCGAGGACUGAAGAGAGGGUGUCAAGAAGCCUAACACUAACAGGUCCAAGUCAAAGUUCUGUUAAUGAACUUGCUCGUGGAGAUUGUGGUUCCUUUGCAGUUAGUCCUCUUUCAGGCACAAUAACAUACUCAGGACCAAUUCCAUUUUCUGGUAGCAUUUCUCUGCGGUCAACUAGUAGCACUGCCAGCUCUCAAUCUUUUGCUUUUCCCAUAUUACCAUCGGAAUGGAAUGGCAGCCCAAUAAGAAUGGCAGAAGCUGACCAGAGACAGCCAAGGAAGCACCAAAGUUGGAGAACCUGUUUUCUCUGUUGUAAAUUCUGAAUGCUACAUGUGCCCUUCAUUGCUUGUUUAUAGGACACUAUUUUAUUUCCUCCUAUCUGAUUUUGUGUUCAUGUGUAUGCUGUGCAGGAUUCCAAUUAUCAUGCUAUUGGAUAAAGGUGUGAUGUAAAUGAUAAACCUAGCAAUGAUGCUUGUCAUUCAUUUUUUUUUUUUUUGGCCUUUUUGACAUCUUACAAAUAUGUUGUUUUACCUUCCAGUAUUAUUGUUUUUAAGUUGACAAAAAAUGCUUUUGGUUUUGGAUCAUUGGUGAGUGAUAUACUUACUGUCAAUGACUGAUACAAAG